Solanum dulcamara is the source of this 637-nucleotide messenger RNA. RefSeq names its product putative invertase inhibitor. The record is from RefSeq and is a predicted model, not a curated record. Bases 60 to 611 code for a protein of 183 amino acids. Lineage: Eukaryota; Viridiplantae; Streptophyta; Magnoliopsida; Solanales; Solanaceae. The transcript has a single exon. Gene Ontology annotation, molecular function: enzyme inhibitor activity.
UCAAAACUAUAAAUAUAUAGCCUCUAACAAGAAAUUAAAGGACACGUCAUACCAAAAACAUGAAGUCGCUUUCCUCUUUCUUCCUACUUCUCUCUUUAUUUAACCUAACAUUCCAUGGUUCAACAGGCCAGAAUUUAAUCCAAAACACUUGCAAAACAUGUUCAAAAGAUGAACCAAAUAUUAAGUAUGGCUUUUGCACUUCAUCUCUACAAGCUGCUCCGGCGAGUCAAUGUGCUACUCUCCGUGGGCUUGGGAUGAUUUCGAUUAGACUAAUUCGAUACAACGUUACUGACACGAGGUGUCACGUUAAGAUACUAUUUAAGGACAAGAAUUUGGAUCCUUAUGUUAGGAGAUGCUUGAAAGAUUGUUCUGAUCUUUAUUCAGACGCGAUCCCAACUAUCAAACUUGCUAUGAAGAAUUACAAUUCAAAGAAAUAUUAUGAUGCAAACAUACAAAUAAGUGCAAUUAUAGCUGCCGCUACGACAUGUGAAGAUCAAUUUAAGGAGAAAGAGGGUGUUGUAUCACCAUUAACAAAGAGAAAUGAAAAUACUUUUCAAUUAUCUGCAAUAGCACUUUCUAUUAUGAAUCUUAUAAAGAAUAAUAAUGGGUAGAUUGGAAGUCGAUCGAUAUUGAUCAA